Cercospora beticola is the source of this 771-nucleotide messenger RNA. It is a transcript of the gene IMG1, whose product is annotated as mitochondrial 54S ribosomal protein bL19m. Lineage: Eukaryota; Fungi; Ascomycota; Dothideomycetes; Mycosphaerellales; Mycosphaerellaceae. The record is from RefSeq and is a predicted model, not a curated record. Gene Ontology annotation, cellular component: mitochondrial large ribosomal subunit; ribosome. Gene Ontology annotation, biological process: translation. Gene Ontology annotation, molecular function: structural constituent of ribosome.
AUGCUAUCCAUCACCAUGUCCACGUCAAUACAGUCCGUACGGCCGCUGGCCAGCCUCAAACAAGCCUUGCGACAAUGUCGAGCCGAACGACAACGAUGCAGAACAUACGCGACGUCGCCCAUCGCCGAGGAAAUUCCCAAGGAACGCGAGAUCUACCCUUCACUUAUGCCCAAGAACUUCCUACAGCCUCCGUCAAAGGGCUUCCGACCCUCCGUUGCCACGAAACAAAACCGCUUCGACGAUGGCCUCCGCAGAAUCCCCACCAUUCCACCUCCUCGAUCAACCCUUAAACUCUGCAAAGACCCCAUAGGCCAAAUCACCCAAGACCAACUCACAGCACUCGACCCCUCAGGCGCCCGCACACGCCUCUUCUCCAAAGGCAACGCCGAGCGCGUAGCACCAGGAGACAUCCUCCUCGUGCGACUCAAAAACGGCGACGAUUUCUCUGGAGUAUGUCUCAACAUCCGACAACGCAACAGUCCCAUCGACACAGCAGUUCUACUGCGCAACCAUUUGACGCGCGUGGGAGUGGAGAUGUGGUUUAAAGUCUACAGUCCGAACGUUGAAGGGAUAGAGAUUGUGCAGAGGAAAGAGAAGAGAGCGAGAAGGGCGAAGUUAUAUUAUAUGCGACUGCCGAAGCAUGAUAUCGGAAGUGUGGAGGGUAUUGUCAGGCAGUAUCAGAAGACGAGAUUGGGCGGGAAUUUGGCGAGUAGAGGAGCGAAGGGGAGAGAUGGGAAUAGUCAUAAGAAGAAGGGGAAUAAGAAGAGGUAG